AUGGCUGUUGAUGCUAAGAUUGAGGAUUUUCAAGCUCGUCUCCAUGCUCUUGCUGUUACAUUAGAUGUUUCCAAUGUUCUGGUUAUGAAAUCUGAUGAAUUGUCUCUUAAGGUUGAUUUAAGUGGCGGUCCUGAAGCGGAAAAUUUCCCUCUGGGCAUGGAGGAGUUACGAUCACCUGAACGUAAAUUAUAUUGUGAAAAGGUAAUUGAAUCAAAUGGACCUUUAAUUGUUAAUGAUUCAACUAAAUCAGACGAAUGGAAAGAUAAUAUCGACGCAGCUAAACAUGGGCUAAUCUCUUACAUUGGUGUUCCCCUUCAUGGUCCUGAUGGUUCAAUUCAGGGAACCGUUUGUGCUGUUGAUAAAAAAGCUCAUUCAUUUGAUGAUAAUUCACUUAAAGCCAUCACCCAAUUACGAGAUGAUAUUGAAAAGUUUGUCAUCGAAAAGUAA
Molecule: messenger RNA, 447 nt
Organism: Panonychus citri (citrus red mite)
Lineage: Eukaryota; Metazoa; Arthropoda; Arachnida; Trombidiformes; Tetranychidae
Product: diguanylate cyclase DgcP-like
Exons: 1
Coding region: 1-447 (148 amino acids)
Molecular function (GO): protein binding
Source: RefSeq, a predicted model, not a curated record